This is a messenger RNA of Chironomus riparius, 1511 nucleotides long. NCBI's taxonomy places the organism in Eukaryota, Metazoa, Arthropoda, Insecta, Diptera, Chironomidae. The record is from the annotation of a GenBank genome assembly.
CUAAAAUCAACAAAAUUAAAACAAAAAAUUGUAAUUAAAAGAAUUAAAAGGAAUUAGACAUGGAAGCUCCUAAAUCUGCUGAUCCAAUAUACUUAAACUUGUCAGCUGAUGAUCCAGACUUGGGGACAACGGAAAUAGAGUCAAUAUGUAUGAAUUGCUACAAAACUGGAGUGACGAGACUACUGCUGACUAAGAUUCCAUUCUACAAGGAGGUAGUAAUAAUGUCAUUCACAUGUAAUGAUUGUGGCUAUCAAAAUAAUGAAAUUCAAUCUGGAUCUGAAAUUAAGGAAAAAGGUAUUAAAAUUAAGCUCACGAUUGAUGAUGUUAAGGAUUUAAAUCGUCGAGUAUGUAAAACGGAUUAUAGUGCAUUGAGAAUUGAGGAGCUGGAUUUCGAGAUUCCACCAAAAUCACAAAAAGGUGAAAUAACGACAAUUGAAGGAAUUAUAGACCGUGUAGUUAAUGGAUUAUCACAGGAUCAAGAAAAAAGGAAACUGGAACAUCCAGAAGCUGCUGAACAGAUAAGUCAAUUCAUGCAAAAAUUGGAGGAAUUAAAGGAAGUUAAAAAGCCAUUUACGAUAGUUCUUGAUGACAUUUCUGGCGAUGCUUAUAUUGAAAAUCUUUGUGCACCACAUUCCGAUCCAAAUAUGCAUGUCUCACACUACAAUCGUAAUAAGGAACAGGAUCAUAUGCUUGGAAUAUUUAGUCGCGCAGAAAUUGAUGAUGAAACAGAAGUUAAAAAUAAGGCUGAUCAAGAUGAAAAUAACGAGAAAUUAAAGCCAAUUCCAGAAGAUGCAUGGCCAUUAGAGGAACUUCACGGUGAAGUACUACGAUUUCCAACAAAUUGUCCUGAAUGUUCAGCACCAUGUGACACAAAUAUGAAGCUUACAACUAUCCCACAUUUUAAGGAUGUUGUCAUUAUGGCUACAGUCUGCGAUCGUUGUGGAAAUAGAACGAAUGAAGUCAAGUCUGGUGGUGGAAUUGAGGAUCAGGGUGUGAAAAUUGAAGUUAAAAUCACGUCACGAGACGAUUUCUCAAGAGAUGUUCUUAAAUCCGAGACAUGUCACUUGGCUAUUCGAGAAUUAGACGUUGAUGUUGGACCGUCUGCUUUAGGUGGUAGAUUUACAACUGUUGAAGGAAUUUUAACUGCUAUGCGCGAUCAAUUGUCUGAAAAUAGUGCAAUUUUCGAUGAUUCUUCUGAAAAGGACAGCACAGAUCGAUUACAUCAAUUCUUUGUGGAAUUCGAUAAGAUAUUGGAUGGAAAAAGAGAAAUAACAAUGAUUUUGGAUGAUCCAACAGGAAACAGCUAUGUCCAAGCGCUUUCUGAUGACGGAAAAUCUGAUCCAAAUUUGAGAAUUAUUCGUUAUCACCGUUCAUUUGAGCAAAACGAGGAAUUAGGAUUGAAUGACAUGAAAGUUGAGGGAUAUGAGCAAGACAGCAGCUGAAGAAUAAUAUGAAUUUCUGUAAUAAUGAAUUUGAAUAUAACGAAAUAAAGACCUUUAUAAUUUUUUCUA